Messenger RNA from Annulohypoxylon maeteangense, 1614 nucleotides. RefSeq lists its product as uncharacterized. NCBI's taxonomy places the organism in Eukaryota, Fungi, Ascomycota, Sordariomycetes, Xylariales, Hypoxylaceae. The transcript has a single exon. The record is from RefSeq and is a predicted model, not a curated record. The coding region runs from base 117 to 1460 and encodes 447 amino acids. Gene Ontology annotation, molecular function: zinc ion binding.
GGAUGACCUAAUGUCAGCCUACUUCCGUGAUAAUUAUCCUAUAUAACCAUCCUCGUGCUUCCAAAUCAUGUCUAGUAAAUCCUUCAGUAUCAUCGUCGUUUCAUCUACAACCCUCGAUGUCCCCUCCAACCGAACGCUUCAAGAAGCUUUCACUAGAAGGCAUGCCUCCCGUAACUCGUCUCCAGAGCCAGAGGCUACAGGCGGAAGACUCGAGCUCCGAGUCUGAGACCGAGCCGGACUUCGACUUCGAUGAUGAUGGUUACAUGACGUCCCCGUCGAACCUCAGAUACUCACUUGACCUACUAGAUGAUGAGACCCGAGACAACAUCACGAGGGCUAUAGAAGUCCCUUCUCAGUUUGUGUUGCGUGGCUGCCAAGCCGGAGACCAACGCUGCCUUUUCUUGAUAACAGAACCGAUAGAAUAUACGAUCCGGACUGGGAUGGAGGACAGCGGCUAUGGAGUUCCAAGUUGUACCUGUGAGAGUGGUGAGCGUGGCGAGUCACCUUGCCGCCAUAUCCUCUGGCUGUUUGAUCAAAUCACUAGCCAGGUGCUAAGUGUCCAGAGGGGUCCCUUCACUCUAUCUCAACACGGCAUCGCGACGGAGCUCGGGAAUCCAUAUGAUGCCAUAUCUGAUUUCCAUCUCGAUAUGCUAGCGGAUAGCCUCCAUUGCGAUGUUGUCGGCCAGUCACCAGAUCCAAACCCUAGGCGGAUCCAAGAAUCACGGGAGAUGCUCGCCUCCCUCAACGAGGUCCCCAUCGACGAGUACCGCCCGGAUCUAUUCGACAACCCUAGGAAGGGCAAAAAAGUCAUCAAAAGAGGCGACCUGGAACAGACAAUAUUUCGCAUGCUGCUCUGCAAUGACGACUUCUUCCAAUACUUCCUAACAUCGAUGCGCGCCGACGAGCUCAACAAGAACCGGUUUCGGAGUCUUCAGCACCGAGCGGACGCGGCACUCGCUGGCUUACAACAGUAUUCGGAAAACCCGCAUCUACAAAAUGUCGCUCAGCCGAAGAAUGUGGAAUGGUGCGCAAUGCAUCUGGCCAUGGUAACACACCAAAUCCACUCCGUCAUCCAUAACACCGACCGGCCGCUCGAGACUUGGGAGCUGCGCGCGGCUGCACGUACCGCCAUCCACGCCCUCGAGCAAGUCGUCGACCAUAACGAGGACGUCGGCCCUCCCGACCUACCAAAGGAAAAGCGCAACCUAUUCUUCCGGCUAGUCGGCGACCAAGACCGCAACUUCGCUGUAGAUGUUCUAUCCUCUAUCCCACCGCAGGUCCUUAGUCUUUGGAUAGACGAUCUGACGGCGAUUCAGGAGAAGAUCUCCGAGCUCGGCGCACCAGACUCAUAUAUCACGCGAUUGAGCUCACUCGUAAACCAUUUACGCUCCCACAGGACAGCUACGGGUUCGAAGAGGACAAGCCAGGGGCAGGAUCGCAGGGCGAAGAGGAUGAAGUGAGCUGGCUUACUUCGUUUCUAUUUUCCCACAUACAUAGGCGCACAACUUCACCUAGUGCUUUCACAUAACUAACGAGCAGGUAUUCUUGUUACCGGAACCAUGUGCGCGAACAAUGUACCUACGAGAAACUUGAUCUGAUCUCACGACAGAUACU